Molecule: messenger RNA, 845 nt
Organism: Oryza sativa Japonica Group (Japanese rice)
Lineage: Eukaryota; Viridiplantae; Streptophyta; Magnoliopsida; Poales; Poaceae
Source: RefSeq, a predicted model, not a curated record
GUCAGUCUCUCGAUUUCUCGAACCUUCUUAUCUGACGUUGACGCCCCUCAGAAAAAUCCACUCCCAUUUUAAAUCCCCACCACCAUAUAUCCCUCGAAUUCAUCGUCUUCCUCAGCUCACCAAAAUCCCCAGUCCCGCGCAACCUUCAGCUCUCGGUCUGCGUUAGCUCCUGAAGAAUCGAAGCAAUGGCGGACCUCUUCUUCGGUGGCCCCUUCCGGCGAAUCCUCUACGGGCGGCCCUUCCCGCCGGAUUGGGCGUCGGCGUCGGCGACGGCGGCGAUGGACUGGGUCGAGACGCCGACCUCCCACGUGCUCAGGAUCAACGUCCCGGGACUGGGCAAGGACGACGUCAAGGUGCAGGUGGAGGACGGCAACGUGCUCACCGUGAGGGGCGCGGCGCCGCACGCGGCGGCGGAGAAGGAGAGGGAGAGGGAGAAGGAUGUGGUGUGGCACGUGGCGGAGCGCGGGCGGCCGGAGUUCGCGAGGGAGGUGGCGCUGCCGGCGGAGGUGAGGGUGGAGCAGAUCAGGGCCAGCGUCGACAACGGCGUGCUCACCGUCGUCGUGCCCAAGGAGCCCGCGCCGGCCCGGCCCAGGACCAGGCCCAUCGCCGUCUCCAGCAAGCUCUGAUCCUGAUCAAGCCCGACCCUUUGUGCAUUGUGCGCAAGUGUUUCUGUGUUUGUGAACUGUAGUCGAUUAUAGCAACCAUCAGUCGAAUGUUGUGAAGGGCGAAUGUGUAUUGGAAGUCCAAAUCUUAAUGUUGAAAAUUUUGAAAAAUUUUAGAGGUUUGAAUUACUAGUAUAUCUAUGUAAUAAUCUAAUUAAUAAAGGUGGGUCUUCUGCAAGCUUA